Molecule: messenger RNA, 4758 nt
Organism: Passer domesticus (house sparrow)
Lineage: Eukaryota; Metazoa; Chordata; Aves; Passeriformes; Passeridae
Gene: DBT
Product: dihydrolipoamide branched chain transacylase E2
Exons: 11
Coding region: 3718-4728 (336 amino acids)
Cellular component (GO): mitochondrion; cytoplasm
Molecular function (GO): lipoic acid binding; acetyltransferase activity
Source: RefSeq, a predicted model, not a curated record
AGCGGGGACCCCGCGGGCGGCGGCGCUCCCGGCCGGCCGGGGGGGAGAGAUAGCGCGUGGCAUCCCCGAGCGCUGCUCCUGCCGUGCGGCGGGCGCACCGCGCCUCUGCAAACACGACGCGCUCGCCGAGCUGUCGCCUCGGCGGUGUCCGGGGCCGGGCAGCGCCUCAGCUCCCACCCCGCUGUGCGCUCCCGUGCUCCGCGCGGGUGACCGGGACCCCGGCGGGGCCUGGCACCGCCCGCCCCGCGCUGCACCGGGACCCCCAGGGCUGGCACCCUCUCCCCGCGCUGCCCUUGCCCAUGCUCCCUGAGAAAGAAACGUGUGCCUUUCUGUGAUAAAACAGUGACAUCCUGCUCUUCUGUUAUUUCUAAGUCAUCCCAUUAUUGCUUUGCCUAUGCCUUGCUCUGCCAUCACCGCUUCUCCACCCACACAUCAGCUCCCUUUGCAUACCGCAUCUGCACGGAGACGGUGUGGAUACACAGACAAAAAAGGGAAACUUAUUUCUUUGAAUCCCAGGAGCCUUGAUACUUGAAAAGUAGUUGAGAUACCUUGCCAUAAGAAGUUAAUCUAUGUGGUUGCCUUUUUGAGAUACUUACAGUUUCGUGAACAUAGUUCAUGUUUUCUUCUGUCUUCUUGUAUUAUAGUCUUCUUGCUAUUGUGAAGAGUGUUGAUUUCCAAUUGUGUCAUCCCUAUUUUGUGGGAUGUCAGAGAAGAAAUAAUUUUUGAAAUUUAGAAACAAAAUUAAUGAUCAGUUCCAGUUUCUAGUAUGUUUUUUCUCUUAAUAGUUCAUAUUGUAAUUUUAAAGCAUAAUGAUGAGAAAUUUUUAAAUGAUACUUUUGUAAUCUGGUUUUCAGCCAGUAAUGUAUAAGUAUAAAUAAUUUUACCAAUUAGGAGCAUUGAAAAUAGCACUUUCUAUUAAGUUGUGUUUCUAACCUUCUACUCUUAAAUCCAGAGGGAGAUUCUGAUAAGAUGAAAAUGCUCAUCUUAUCUAUGUGCAUGCUGAACUAUAGAAUUGGCUGGUUUAUAGUGUGUGUUUCCUGCAAGCACAUUUUGAAUCUGUGUGAAGUGGUAGGGAAUGGCAGUUACCUGGACACUGGGAUGUGAGCCAGGUAUUUGGAUGAGGGUGACAUUGGAUUAAAACACAUUACCAGGGAUGUUGCUUUAGUAUAUAGGUAAAUAUAUACUUGGAAGUACAGAAUAUAUAUGCAAAACACAUCUAAUGUGAGGAAGCGUUCAUUAAAAUGACUCAGUGUGACGGAAGUCAAGAGAGUUCAGCAGUUCAAUAUCCUUUAAUGCAAAGUCAUUGCCUGUGAGCAUGAACUGUUCAAUUUGGCUUGGAAAUUCAGUGUUACUCCAUCAGGUAAUCAGUUCUCUGCAGGCUGCUUACAAAUAUUUUGGUCUGAGGCCAGCAUACAUUUUCAGGAUCAGUGGUAGUUUAGACAACCGGAGUUGGCUUGUUUUUAAGGAAAGAGCCAAAGCUGAGCCCGAGGGCCAGGGCAGCUCCCCUGAGUGCACUCAGCUGCCUCUCGGCUGGGGUCAGACACAGCUCUGUCAGCCGGGCUGGUGUGGCCUCAGGCCCAGCAGGGGACUCGAGUGGCCCUCGGCUCCUUUUUGCCAGAGUCACUCUGCACGUCCCAGGCUUGCACAGGACAGGUGUUCCCUUGCUGUGGCAGUAUUGCCUUUAAGUUGCUGUUCAGUGUAGUAGUAGCCACAUUAACAAGCUUAGUACUAGCAGUUAUCUUUGGGGUUAACUGAUAGAUUUUUACAGACAUCAGAAUAUGUAAAUGGGUAUGCUAUGGAGCUAAUUAGAGCUAAUUUUGUCUUUUGUGUGCCAUUUUUAUUUCCUUGUUUGGCAUUACACCAGUAUUAUGGUGAUUAAAUGCUGAAAUUGUAAGCACAGUCUCUUUGUUUAAUGGAUUUUAAUUUUUUCCUUGUUAGUAAGGAGCACUGCUCUAUGAAGAGAUUGUGUCCUGUAUUAUUACUUUAACAUACUAGCACAGCAACUUUUUGGUAGAGAACGUGCAAAACUGAAAACCAAAAAGAUUUUGUUUUUAAAAAUGCAGUAGUUUUGAAUUAUUCCUACAGAUAUAAUAUGAAACAGCAUGGGUACUCUGCAAUAACAACACCAGUCUCUUUUUUUGGCAGUGACAUUACUAAUUCACUACCUGCAUUGGUAACCAAAGGUUAAAAAUCACAUGGAAAUCAUUGUGAAACUUCACAUUUAGAAAUAGUUCAGAGAUUUGAUGUGCUCCUUGUGAUCAUCUUCACAGGUGUGCUGUUUUCUGGCUCCUCUAAGAAGAUAAUUUCUAAAUUUUACAGUUUUGAGCUACUUGAGGUACAUUGUAGCACCUGAAUUUUUUUCAUAUCUCUAAAUUAGUUAGAGAUAGUCUCUACAGAGAAAUUGUUAUUUUUAUAAAUUUUACAGCACUCUUAAGACAACAUAACACUAGAAUUACAUGAAAUGUAAUAAAUUUUACUGGAUAAGAACGUGUCUGAACUAACUUGUGUUGAGAUUAAUAAAAUACCUGUUUAUGUCAAUGCAAGCACUACCAACUUUGCUUAUGAUCACAAUCAUGACUGAUUACAAGAGGCUUUAAAGCAUAAAAUUUUGUCUGAAGAAUCUUUCAGAAAAUUCUGUAAAACCUUUAAAGUUGAUUUCUGGAUAGAUAUUAUUGUAACCAUGAAAGAAAACCAUCUCAUGGCCACUUCUUAUCUGCAAAUAUCAUUGAAGCUGAUUUGGGAUAAUGUUUACUUGAAGAUGAUUGCGUCCUAUAUAGGAACAAAAAUGAAAGGGCAACUCUCUGGGCCCUCUGGUGUGAAUUUCCUUUCUGAUUAGUACUUCUGAUCAACCUCUGAUGGGACAGAUAUGCUGGUUUUCUGUGCAGUCUAGGGAAACCUUCCAGCAUUCAUCCUGGACAGGAGUAUUUCAGAUAUCUGAUGUGGUUGAUAGUGUGUUUGUGCUUUUUGUGUGCCUGUCCUGAUUAAGCUAAUUCCUGAGAGAAACAAUGGCGAUGAAUCACUCACCAAAUCCUGUCGUGAUUUUUGUUAAUUGGUUAUGUCACUGUGGCUUUGAUCUCCCCAUGUGUUGUGUUAGUGAAUGAAGCUAAAAACUGGCAAAGCUUUUGCUAAUGUGAAGGGGGUUACUGUAUGUUCAAGAAUGUAUUCAGUGUAAUUGUGUUCCAUAAGAACUUCUGUCUUAUGUAGACUAGAAUGAAACUAUUUUAGUGUGACUGUUAGAUGGGGAAUAUUGAAUGAGCUCUACCUCCACUGUAUUAACCCUUGAGAUUUUCUCCCCAGGUUUGCAUUCAUCGCGUUAGAUCGUGCAGCAGCAUUCGCUUUAUAAAAUCAAAAUAUGUGUGCGUGUUUGACAAAUCUGCCCUCAAGUUUAGUCAUCAACAGCGAUUAUUCAGAACAUCUGCUGUUUCAUGUGGCCAAAUUGUCCAGUUUAAGCUUUCUGACAUUGGAGAAGGAAUUACAGAGGUGACUGUCAAAGAAUGGUACAUAAAGGAGGGUGACAGUGUGUCUCAGUUCGACAGCAUCUGUGAAGUGCAGAGUGAUAAAGCCUCUGUUACUAUCACCAGUCGUUAUGAUGGCAUCAUCAGAAAGCUCCACUACAGCAUAGAUGAUAUUGCUUUUGUUGGAAAACCACUAGUGGACAUUGAGAUUGAUGCUUCAAAAGGUGUUGCCUCAGAAGAAGAUGUUGUUGAAACACCUCCUAUGUCUCAUGAAGAGCACACUCACCAAGAGAUAAAAGGGCACAAAACAUUAGCAACCCCUGCAGUUCGUCGCCUGGCCAUGGAGAACAAUAUUAAAUUGAGUGAAGUUGUUGGGACAGGAAAGGAUAACAGAAUCCUUAAAGAAGAUAUACUCAACUACUUGGCCAAACAAACAGGAGCUAUUUUGCCUCCAUCACCAAAGGCUGAAAUUGUCCCACCUCAGCGGAAAGCAGAGGCUGUGCCAGCUGCUCCAAAGGACAAAGCCCGCAAAAUCCCCGUUCCUCUUUCCAGACCCAUUGCAUUUGCAGGAAAAGAUAAAACUGAACCUGUAACAGGUUUUCAGAAGGCCAUGGUAAAGACUAUGAGUGCAGCCCUGAAGAUCCCCCACUUUGGUUAUUCUGAUGAGAUUGAUUUGACUCAACUUGUUCAGCUGCGAGAGGAGCUGAAACCUCUAGCUGAAAUGCGUGGAGUGAAGCUUUCCUUUAUGCCUUUCUUCAUAAAGGCAGCCUCUCUGGGAUUGCUGCAGUAUCCCAUUCUUAAUGCUUCUUUGGAUGAGAACUGUCAAAAUGUCACAUAUAAGGCUUCACACAACAUUGGAGUUGCAAUGGACACAGAGCAAGGUUUAAUUGUCCCAAAUGUGAAAAAUGUUCAAGUCUGCAGUGUGUUUGACAUUGCUGUGGAAUUAAAUCGCCUCCAGUCCUUGGGCUCUGCAGGCCAGCUGGGAACAAGUGACCUCACUGGGGGAACAUUCACCCUUUCAAAUAUUGGCACAAUUGGUGGCACUUAUGCCAAACCAGUGAUACUACCUCCUGAAGUAGCUAUUGGAGCACUUGGAAAGAUACAGGUUCUUCCUCGGUUUAAUAGCAAAGGUGAAGUAUUUAAAGCACAAAUAAUGAAUGUGAGUUGGUCGGCUGAUCAUCGCAUCAUUGACGGAGCUACAAUGGCCCGGUUUUCUAACUUGUGGAAAUCUUACUUGGAGAACCCUGCUUCGAUGCUGCUGGACCUUAAAUAAAGGAAACCAUGGCUAGAAUAUGCCUUUAAA